CCCGCUGCGCCACCAGGGAGGGCCAAAUUGUAUCUAUUUUUUAAUUAUAUCUAUUUUGUAUACAUGUUUACCUUCAUGCUAAGUUAAAAUAUCAUUUUUCCUUCAAAAACUGCAAGUACAGCUGCGCUGUCUUCCAGUCUCCUCACUUGGCUGUUAGAAUCCCCUGGUUCUGACUGCCCGAUCCGUUUUAAAUAGGCAUCCAGGAUCUGGGGGCGGGUAUGCAAUUCCACCACCUUUUGUAGGUGGCGCUGUAGAGAAGGGCCGUUCUGAGCAGGUGAGACUUCCCCAGUAGGCGGCGUAGCCGGUGAGUGCUGGGUCUCGGUGAGCUUACGCAACGUGAGGGGCGGCAACAUCUUUCGCCCCGCCCCUUCCAUCUGCGCCGUCCUGUGAUUGGAGGGCGGAACCAUCACUUGGCAGCGCCGUUGGAGUGCGAGAAAGAGGGCCGUGACUGAAGGUGACGCUGAGGCGGCCGAGGUGCGGCAAGCCGCGAGGGCCGUGAGUGGGAACGAGGCUCGGCAGCACUUCGGGCGCUCUCCCCCAUCUCUCUGCCGUGCAUGGCGACGGGAUGGAGCGCGAAGGGAGCGGCGGGUCGGCCGGGCUCCUGCAGCAGAUCCUCAGCCUGAAGCUCGUGCCGCGGGUGGGCAACGAGACCCUGUGCCCCAACUCCACGUCUCUCUGCUCCUUCACAGAAAUGUGGUAUGGCGUGUUCCUGUGGGCACUGGUGUCUUCUCUCUUCUUUCAUGUCCCUGCUGGACUGCUGGCCCUCUUCACCCUCAGACAUCACAAAUAUGGUAGGUUCAUGUCUGUAAGCAUCCUGUUGAUGGGCAUCGUGGGACCAAUUACUGCUGGCAUCUUGACAAGUGUAGCAAUUGCUGGAGUUUACCGAGCAGCAGGAAAAGAAAUGAUAUCAUUUGAAGCCCUUACCUUGGGCACUGGACAGACAUUUUGUGUGGUGGUGGUGUCCUUUUUACGGGUUUUAGCUACUCUAUAGCAUAAAACCUUAUGCUGUGAUGUUGGACCUAAAAUUUGUAGAACUCUUGGAAAGAAAACCCAGUGGAAUGUCAUGUUUUCUUAGUUCUUCAAAUGGAAGCAAGUCAGAUGAAGAGUAGAUGAAGAACAACAUCUUAGCCCUUUCUUCAGUUUGAAACUCCAGGAAUGGAAGAUCUUUUUGGACUUCUGUUGUCCUCAGCCAAAACAAACCAAGUUUUGGGGGGUAGAUAUUUAAUUUAAGCCGUUUUACGGGUACACCUUUACACAAGCCAGGACAGUGCUCCUGGAAUGGCAUCCUUUGCACUGAAAUUCAUAAUAUUCAGUAAGAAAAUGCAGUGUUGGCUAUUUCAGAGGAACAGUGGAAAAUAUUGGUUUAUUUCUGAGCAGAGUAGACUGUACUGAAAUCUGUUUGAACUGAUCUCGAUUAAAAUUUGGCCGUCUUCUUUUGCUACAUCAUGGCAAAAAGUGCCAAGUAGGUGUUGCUUGAAUAUAGCUUUGAGAACAAACUUGAAUACAGCAAGAGUAAAAGUUCACACCAUUAGUAAUGUCUUUGAUUGCAGUUUAAAUAAAACAAAGAUAACCAUGGAAUGAUGCGACUUUAGAUGGAUAACUUUUUUGUCCUCUGAAUUACUUAAUGUAUUCUAAGAGAUGUGAAUUUGUUGUUUUGUAUGUUACCAAAAUAAGCUAGCUGAAUUGAGAUCUUUUUAGUACCUGAACUACUUUUUCUUACCACUUUCAUUCUAUUAAUUUUAUUUAUGGAAAACACUAUUAAAUAGCUUGGGUUGAAGUUCUUAAGUCAGAUGUGUUUGGAUGCUCUUUGGACAUUGGGCACAUAGAAAAGAUACUGAUAUUUUGUUCAGAGUUUUUCUUAGUGACUUUGGUUUAUUCAAAACUUGAAAAAUUGUAGAAGGUAGCUUGAACUGGAGUUAAUGGUUAUUGAUUUCUUAGAUUUCAUGUAGUUACCUCCAGGUAACUACAUUACUGAGUAUCACUCCCAAAAAGUGCCUGAAGUUUCACUUUCAUAUAUGUCUCCACUGUGCCCUUUACGUUUUCUUUCAAGAGAAUUUGUAUCUUAAAAGAAAGUAAACUAUCAAGAAUUUUUCCAAUUUUAGCUAUUUUUCUUUUCUUCUACUGUCUAGCUUUCUUUUUCACCGAAAGGCCUGAAAACUGUGAUCUACAAAAUAGAAAGAAUCACAAAACUGAAGCGUCUAACUUGAUCCUACCACCUCAACUGUUUUAUAUAGAAUUGAUGUUAUGUUUCAAAAUAGUUACUGAUCAUUAAAUCGGACACGUUUAAAGGAAAGCUUUCAUCAUGAGAGUAAGACUAAUAGUCCAUUAGUUUUGCACAUAAUCUAUUAGUUAUGAAAAUACCGAUCCCAAUUAAAGUUACAUGCACUCUGGCUUCUAAUUAAAGCAGUGUGCACUCAGGAGGGUUGAUUUGCCAGGGAAAAUCCUGGAGAAAAAUUACAGAGAUCACCAAAACUAAUAGCACUUUCUUCUGACUAAGAAAGGAUUAGACCAUUUAUUGAAAUUAUAAUGACAUAUAUUCAGAUCAGAUGAAAUAUUACAAAUAGAAUUGGAAUCCAAGCCAAUGCCUCAACAAAAUUACCCUCCAAUGCUUAACUCUCUUUCAAGCAAAAAUUUUAGUUUUUAGUUAGAGUCCAUUUUUCAGUUCAAGGAACUAUGAUUUUGAAAUAUAUCCCUUUGGUUAAACAAUUUGGGGAUGCUAUGUCCUUUCUUACACAAAAUGACUUUAAUCAUCUUACUGAAGGAUCCCUCUUACAACAUUCUCUUGGAUAGGAUUUCACAAAUUGAACACACGGGCCAAUGUUUGGUGGGUUCCUCUCCCCCAGCUACUAAUUUUUAAACAAACAAUUCAUGAUUUAAAUAUUUGUUUCUUUUAGAGCCAUGACAUAAUACAGAUUGAAAAGUAUAAAUCCCUUGUUUUAUCUAUUUAUACUCUUUUUUUCAAAAGCUUCAAAUAUUAAAUGUACCUUCAAGUUAUUGAAUGUUUCAUCUAUCCCAGUAUGUGAACUUUCUUCUGUGAAUAAAUGUAUAUAGAUUUUAUAUAUACCUUUGUAGCUUGAAGUGUUUUCAGGGAGAAGCUAUUGGAAUGAUAAAGUAUGUCUGUUCCCCCUAAGUGUGUGGGUUUUUUAAAAUUUGUUACCUAAAAAUAUACCAUUAUUUGGAGUUGGCUUGCUGGGGUAGAAAAAUACUGGAAUUGUUUUACCUUACAUCAUUUUUUUAAAGCAAAAACUAUUUUUAACGAAUGAUUUUCUCUUUUUCCAAUCUUGGCAUAAAUUUCAUUCUUUCCAGUGAAGCCCUCUUGGUGUCCUUCAAAAUGUGGACUUCUGAUUCUGUCUGGGUCAAAACUCCAUUCAUAAAGUAACUGUGCAAGCCCAUCACCCUUUGUGACUUUGAACUUUUCUUUGCCAAAGUCAAACAGUACAACACUACCAUUCCUCUGUUUCAUCUAUGACACCACAUCUUAGUUCUAUGGAAUAUUUUUUACCAAGCCAGAACCUGGAGUCUCUCUUCCUUAACAUGAGAAGAGCUCUCCGAGCAUCAGUGGACACAGGAGAUGGCAAGUGCCUCUUCAGAGCAAAGCAAUGAGGGGGCUGGUGGCUUCUAAGAAUCUUUUUGCAACAACUUGUUUUAUUAGCAAUAUAAGCAAUCAUACCUUUCCCAGCUAUGUAUUAAAGACUCCCAGCCUUUGUUUUUUUUUUUAGUUUUGCAAUAUUGGGAGGCAACCUCUAACCAAGGAAACAAACUUCCAGGAUCUUAAAGAUAGGUGUUUUGUGGGGCAAAUGCAGCUCAUGAAAAUUUAAAUCCAUAUACAAAUGUGUAAGAGAAAUGUGUCUCUCUACGCUGUUAACUAAUUUUGGUGGGGUUUUUUUUUUGCAGCAAACAUUACCUUCAGGAAGUGUUUGAACUAGUGAAAGUUCAUGCAAAGAAUUCCCUUUAAACCCUUCCUUAUGUUUUUGAAGUUUUUAGAUAGUAUGUGGACUUUUGAAUCUGUUACCUUUUCUGAGUGCUCUGGUUUGAAAUAAGUUCUCACUUAAGUCAAAUUAAGAUGUAAGCACAACUUCAGUGCAUAUGAAGCUUCCCUAAGAAACCAUUUCCUGGAAUGUGAAGUCGUGGUGCCGUCAGCUGUCCACACACAGAAAGGUCUGUGUACGUGCUUUUCCUUUCCGUGCUUUUUGUGACGCUGGUUGUGACUAAAAUCAGUUUAACUUUUUGUAUUAGAUAAUUUCACUAGCUGCUCCAGUCAAAUGAUCAAAUCUUUGUACAACAGAAAAUUAUUUAAAUUUUAUUUUUCUACUGACAUUUCUAAUUCCGGUAUAAAUGUCUGUCAAUAAAGGUUGACAUUCAAUUUUGUGAACUGGAACUGUUGUUUUGUUUCAGUGGCCAGUGAAUUCAGGCUGUGAA
Messenger RNA from Condylura cristata (star-nosed mole), 4419 nucleotides. RefSeq names its product transmembrane protein 170A (gene TMEM170A). The transcript has 3 exons. The record is from RefSeq and is a predicted model, not a curated record. Lineage: Eukaryota; Metazoa; Chordata; Mammalia; Eulipotyphla; Talpidae. Gene Ontology annotation, cellular component: endoplasmic reticulum membrane. Gene Ontology annotation, biological process: endoplasmic reticulum tubular network organization. Bases 566 to 991 code for a protein of 141 amino acids.